Messenger RNA from Oncorhynchus tshawytscha (Chinook salmon), 1451 nucleotides. RefSeq lists its product as uncharacterized. Lineage: Eukaryota; Metazoa; Chordata; Actinopteri; Salmoniformes; Salmonidae. The transcript has 5 exons. The coding region runs from base 268 to 1335 and encodes 355 amino acids. The record is from RefSeq and is a predicted model, not a curated record.
GGCUCACAUGGAAAAUGCAUUCCGCUCAGGUCAUUGGCCAUCAGACGCUCAAUACUGAGAACAUAGAAAGGGAACUCUUUUAAACCUGUUUGAUAAGGAACAUGUAUCUGUGGUCAAUAUAACCACAUCAACCUGUUUCAUCCGUGGAUAUUGGUUGGAGAGGAGAAGGAGACGAGGGACAUACAUAUAGGGUAUAGUAAAUAUAGGGAGUAAAUAUAGGGUAUAGUCCACUUGAAGAGUUUGGGAACCCUGUUUUAAUUUACUAAAAUGUCAAGCGAGUGGAGGAAUGAUGGCUCUCUACCUCCAUUACGUGAUGCAGUAGAGGGGUUGAGAGGCAGUUGGAAUAUGAGGAUGGACCCCAGGGAUACCUACCCUACUACCAGGGGCUGUCUCCGGACAGAAUGUCCUUGGUGCAUGAGAUGGAAGAGGAGUGCUAGUAUACUGAGGAGGUUUUUGCCUGAUGUAUGGAAGCCUCUGGUGCCAUUACUCAGCUAUAGUGCCACCCUAUUGGUCAUGGUGUUGUAUGCCCUGGCAGAUCGGCUCCGCAGCUUUGUUGCUGAUAUCUUCAUUCCCCAGUACCACUACCAGUUUGCUGUACCAAUCACAUUUGUCCAGGUGCUGGUGACUCUGCUAUACUUGCUGCUCCUCCAUGCCAUGGGCCUGGCACCACUGAAGCCCUACUCUUUGUCUCUGGGUGAACGCCUGCUUGUGCCUUCUGUCUGUGGCAGUGCCCAAACUGUGCUGGGUGUGUGGGCAGAGGCCAGUGCCCACUCUGGCAUGUACGCCCUCACCAUGCGCCUGCUGCCCCUGCUCUGUGUGGGCUGGAGUCACGGCCUGCGGCUGGCAGUACCGCCAUCAGUCCACCUAACAGGCCUUAUCACGGUCAUCACUUUCACCUCCGUCACUAUCACAGCGUCUCAGGGUCUCCCGUCAGUGGAGGUUCUGGAGUGUCUCUACGCCCCGCUGGCCCUCCUUCUCCACAGCCUUUCUCUGACAUGGCUGGCCAAGGUGGCUGAGACCGAGCACCGGCACCACAGCAGCUCCCAUACCUCGCCUUUUGACCUGUACUUCACCCUGAUGGUGAACCAGAGCCUGGUGCUUGGCUUCCUGUGCCUGCUGCACCCAGAGGGCCCCCGGGCACUGGGCGAGGGUAGCUGGCACAGCCUGCUCUUCAUGGGCUACCUGCUGGCAAUACUGCUGCUGGGAGCUCUACAGCACCUCUUGGUGGACAUGGCCGCUCUGACCUUCUCUCCGCUGGUUGCAGCGCUACUCCACACGGCACACGGAUUAACAAGACCGUUGUACAGCCUGAUGAUCCAACAUGGAGGAGGAUGAAGUUGACUCUAGAGGCUAGUCAGAAGUCAGUUGCCUCCCUCAAAUCAAAUUGCAUUUGUCACAUACACAUGGUUAGCAGAUGUUAAUGCGAGUGUAGCAAAAUGCUUGUGCUUCUG